CCAAAAACCAAUAUUUUUGAAUUUUUACAUGAAAACUAACGUUUAAAAUUUUACGCGGCUAACAGCACUCAUUCCUCUGCCAUUUAUCAGCACUUGCAACGGCAUAUCGAAAAUCGUGUGUUAUCGACAAUCGCGCAAAACUUAUCGAAACAGCAAAAAAUUUUGCAAUCCUCAAAAAAGAAACUGAAUUAAAAUUAAUGUUGCUUGGCUGAAAGUGAAGCAAUGGGCUACGAUGUCAAUCGCUUUCAAGGCGAAGUGGACGAGGAGCUAACAUGUCCCAUAUGCUCAGGCGUUCUGGAGGAUCCGCUUCAGGCUGUGAUGUGCGAGCAUGCCUUCUGUAGGGGCUGCAUUAACGAGUGGCUUACGCGGCAGCCCACUUGUCCCGUGGAUCGAAAUGCACUAACAACCGCCAAUUUACGUGCUGUACCUCGUAUAUUACGCAACUUGUUGUCCAGGCUAUCAAUAACCUGUGACAAUGCGCCUUACGGCUGCACAGCUGUACUUAAGCUAGAUGCAUAUAAUUCGCAUUUGGAGGAUUGUGUGCACAAUCCGAAACGUCCAUUCCCAUGUGAGAAAGGCUGUGGAUUUGAUAUUCCCAAGGACGAGUUGAAAGAUCACAACUGUGUGCGUGAGCUACGAGCCCUAAUUGUUAAACAAACAGAUCAAAUGGGCCACUUUAAAACUGAGUUGGUUGAUCAGCAGCUCACUAUCAACGAGCUCAAGCGCGAGCUGCAACUGUUCAAGGAUUUUAUGCGUGCCAUGCGGGUGUCUAACCCAGCCAUGCGCGCCAUUGCCGAUCAAAUGGAACGUGACGAAGUGAUUCGUUGGAGCAGCGCUUUGGCCAGAGCGCGUGUUACACGCUGGGGUGGCAUGAUAUCCACACCUGACGAUGCUCUACAGCUCAUGAUUAAACGAGCGUUAUCAGAGUCUGGUUGCCCUCCGCAUAUAUUGGAUAGCCUAAUGGAAAACUGCCACGAACGACGUUGGCCACGCGGUCUUAGCUCACUAGAGACGCGACAAAACAAUCGCCGCAUCUACGACAAUUAUAUUUGUCGUCGCAUUCCAGGUUUCUAUAUUGUAGGCAAACAGGCAGUUCUUGUGCUGAGCUGUGACAACGUACACAUGACUGAAGAUGUAAUGGUUGAGCCGGGAUUAGUGAUGAUCUUUGCUCACGGAAUCGAAUAGACAAAAUUGUGGUGCAGCUACUUAGGUUCAACUAAUACUAUAUGCUUACAGAGCUCAGUUUUGUUGUUUCCUUUACCUAAUGCUUAAGUACUAAAGUAUAGAAAACAUUCAUUUGUCAUUUUAUCAUUUACUUGUAACUAGUAUUAAGAUAAACUCGCAAUCUCUGAGAAUUCAAAGACGAAACUUAUAUAACAAAAACCAUUCAAGCGCCUCAUAACGACGAAAUUCGUAUAACAUAUGGUGUCUCCAUUUACAUACAUAUGUGUGUAUAUGGAGCCCUAUUCCAUUUUAGAUAUAUACAAUCAAAUAUUUUUUAGUUAAGCGAUCUCAGCAAAUAAUUUUUGUUAUUGUUCACUGAAUUUGUCUU
Molecule: messenger RNA, 1552 nt
Organism: Drosophila busckii
Lineage: Eukaryota; Metazoa; Arthropoda; Insecta; Diptera; Drosophilidae
Gene: elgi
Product: E3 ubiquitin-protein ligase NRDP1
Exons: 5
Coding region: 223-1185 (320 amino acids)
Biological process (GO): tumor necrosis factor-mediated signaling pathway; positive regulation of JNK cascade; protein K63-linked ubiquitination
Cellular component (GO): plasma membrane signaling receptor complex
Molecular function (GO): ubiquitin protein ligase activity
Source: RefSeq, a predicted model, not a curated record